This is a messenger RNA of Conger conger (European conger), 3616 nucleotides long. RefSeq names its product ubiquitin carboxyl-terminal hydrolase 43-like. Bases 254 to 3616 code for a protein of 1120 amino acids. Lineage: Eukaryota; Metazoa; Chordata; Actinopteri; Anguilliformes; Congridae. Gene Ontology annotation, molecular function: cysteine-type deubiquitinase activity. Gene Ontology annotation, biological process: protein deubiquitination. The record is from RefSeq and is a predicted model, not a curated record. The transcript is spliced from 15 exons.
CACAUGAAACUGACAUCAACCCACCUUCCUUAUGCUCGUGUGCCAGGCAGUAAGCGCACUCUUGGAGCAGGCUAAUGAUGUCUAAGGGACACCGGUGUGGUGCAUCUGAAUGCCUUUAUGUGCCUUGGCACCACGACUGUGCCAUUGAAAUGUUGGCUCCUGUAGGUCGGAUACGGUUUUACUGUGCGAAACUUCAACCCACGGAGAGAUAGCUAAAUUUCCCUUGCCGUUUGUUCGUCCGGACAAUUUCAUCAUGGAUAACUUAAAAGAAGAGAAGGCGAUUAAACAAACAACUAAAGCCAAGCCGACAAAACGCAGAGAGAAGAAACCGAAACCGAGAAAGAUUUUCCGAAGGAAAUCGUUAAAGUCAAUGGGAAGUGUCGUGAAUAAGAUUUUUAAAACUUUAGGCACUUUGACUCACUUCAAAGGUGUCGACCUGCCUGACGCCGAAGAUGACGACGGCGGAUUUCGAGACGGAAAACCUUGCAAGUUCACUGCCAGCUCAGGGAAUUUCAAAGGGGAUAUUCAGGUUGUCAGGGAUCGCAUAAUAAAAAAGAGUGUUACACUGUCUUCCCAUGGAUCUAUCAAAGAAAGACUGUCUUGUUGCUAUGGGGAAAAAACUCCGGGGGUUCUAGGCUUAAAAAACCAUGGCAACACCUGUUUCAUGAAUGCGGUGAUCCAGUGCCUGAGCAAUACGGACCUUUUUGCUGAAUAUCUCGGUUUAGAGCUAUACAAAUCGGAUUUCAGUCAGAGGGCGAACGGAAUUUUAAGCGAAGACGCGCAAUACGUUAGGGGGGAAGUCACGGAGCAGCUCGCGUCCUUGGUGAGGGCUCUGUGGACGCUGGAGUACACGCCGCAGCUGUCAGUGGAGUUCAAGAACACCGUGUCCAAAUACAGCUCCCAGUUCCGGGGGAAUUCCCAGCAGGAUGCCCUGGAGUUCCUGCUCUGGCUGCUGGACCGCGUGCAUGAGGACGUCGGCUCCUCCCCCAUCGGGAACAACCGCAAGACCAAAGCAUCCGCCGCGCCUGCUGACGCAGAGGAGAGCCCCGCCCUGCACCAUGUGACCCCCACACUGACCCAGGCCCUGGGGGGGCCCUGCAGCUUUGUGCAGGAGCACUUCCAGGCCCAGUACAAGUCCUCUCUUACCUGCCCUCACUGCCUUAAGCAAAGCAACACCUUCGACCCUUUCCUCUGCAUCUCCCUGCCCAUCCCACUGCGGCAGAACAGACACGUGUGCGUCACCCUGGUCUUCAGCACCAGGACGCAGCGCUACCUGCGGGUGGGGCUGGCCCUCCCCCUGCGAGGGUCGCUGGCAUGCCUGCGGAGGAUGGUGGCUGACGAGGGGAAGAUCUCUCCCGAACAGGUGGUCCUGACUGAGAUCUACCCCACAGGGUUCCAGAGGUCCUUUUUCGACGAGGAUGACCUGAGCAGCAUCGCAGAGAGCGAUGUCAUCUACGCCUUCCAGGCCCCGCCCCUCUAUGGGAGCGCUGGACCCACACAAUUCUCAGGGAACCACCACAGUCUCCCCUCCUCCCCAUACUCCUCUGGGCCUGAAGGUCAAAGGUUACCCCCCUCUGGUGCCCUCUCCUCUGAGUUCCUGAAUCGCGGCGGCUCAGCGAAAAUCCUGCUCCUCAUCUGUAACACAGCGGGGGCGGGGCAACAGGCCAUCCGAUUCGGACCUCCCUUUCUCCUGCGUGAGGACAGGUGUGCCCCUUGGCACCAGCUACAGCAGAGCAUUCUGGGAAAACUGAGCUACUUGAUGCUCAACGGAGCGCUUGUGCAGAAUGCAGGACUGCUCUUUAAGAUUCGUGUGGUUGGAGGAUCUGCUACAUGCAGCUACCUGUCCCCUCAAGAUGGACGACCGCUCCACCACUCUGCCGUGGACAGAGCGCUGAAGUUCUGCAGGCCUGGCGGACCUCCUCAUGUGAAGCUCAUCGUGGAGUGGGACCCCAUGAUCAAAGAACGCGUGUUUGGGAACCUGCAGGAAGAGGUGGUUCUGGACGCAGAGAGUGUGAGAUCGCAGCACGAGCAGCAUCUGCAGCAGCCCAGCUGUACACUGGACGAGUGCUUCCAGCUCUACACCAAAGAGGAACAGCUGGCUCCGGACGACGCGUGGAAGUGUCCGCACUGCCUGCAGCUGCAGCAGGGCCGGGUGAAGAUGAGUCUGUGGACCCUGCCCGACAUCCUCGUCCUGCAUCUGAAGCGCUUCCGGCAGGCAGGGGAGCGCCGCCACAAGCUCUCCACGCUGGUGCGCUUCCCUUCCUCUGGCCUGGACAUGGGGCCCCACGCCGUCAAGAGGGGCCCCUGGCCCCCCGCCGCCUGGAAGCAGCCCCACCCACCCGGGCCCGUCUUGCACCCGGACUUCCUGUACGACCUCUACGCAGUCUGCAACCACCACGGGGGCAUGCAUGGUGGGCACUACACAGCGUACUGCAGGAACUCUAUAGAUGGGCAGUGGUACAGUUACGAUGACAGCAAUGUGGACCUCCUACCAGAGGGGGAGCUCUGCACAAGGGGGGCUUACAUCCUCUUCUACCAGAGAUGUAACACCAUCCCACCGUGGUCUGCCAGCUGCUCUCACAGAGGUUCCACCAGCUCCUCCGCAUCAGAUCACUGGCUGGUUCGGCUUACAGGGAGCAGCAAGCGGGGUAGUCUGGCCUCCAGGACAUCUAGCGCCUGCCCUACCCACGCGCUCCCCUCCCAAGUGUCCCCCGUUUUCCACCACAACCCCCCCGAGGCAGAGAGAGGAGGGUUCGAGAGGAGGCCGCUGGUUCGGGGGGUUCAGAGCAGAUGUGUGGGCACGGGAACGCCCACCAAGAGCACAGCCCCGCCCUCGCGGGCACAGGUCCGGCACAGGUCCGCCCCUGACCCCGCCCCUGACCCUGCCCCUGCCUCGCCCCUGGCCUCCGGUGAACUGGUGGAGUACCUGGAGUCAGGGCGACGCCCACGCCGCACCAACGAAUCCAUCAUCCCGCUGAUGACCAGCCCCCCCGAGGAGCCAGAGGACCCCUCAGGGUCCGUCAGAGUGCCCACGGGCCAGUGCAGACCCCCCCUGGAGAGGGGCAGUGGCCUUACGCACGACGGCACGCCCCCCUGGGGUAGGGGUCCCGAAAGCACCGAGCAGGACCAGGAUGGGAGCAGGGAUUUUGGCAUGGGGGACUGGCUCGGUGAGUCCAAAGUGAAAAGGGAGUGGCCCAACCCCAGGGCCGGAGGCAGCGAAGGGGGGAGGGGGAAGGGGGGGCAGGACGGCCUGCUGUCCUUCCUCCGUCCCGGCUUCCUGAAACGGGACGCCCAGAGACACGCCCGCGAGGGCCCGGCCCGGCUCACCCUCUCCAACGGGGAGCUGCACGGGGGUCCCGCUGAGGGGAAGCCCAAUGGCGCCCCCAGAGGAGGGAGGGACUGCGAGGAGCUGGCCAACGGCAGGCUGGGGCGGGGCUCCGCGGACAUGCGCCGCUGCCAGAGCUCGUCCAACAUCCACGCCAGACCGCACGGCUCCGCCCCCCCGCAGGGCAAACACCCGCCCCCCCAAAUCCCCGCCCACGCCCCCCUGCUGAGGCCCUGCCACAGCACCACCUCCCUGGGCAGGAAGAGGCUCGUCUCUGAGUCCCGCUUCUGA